Danio aesculapii is the source of this 1330-nucleotide messenger RNA. RefSeq names its product cytochrome c1, heme protein, mitochondrial (gene cyc1). The record is from RefSeq and is a predicted model, not a curated record. The transcript has 7 exons. Gene Ontology annotation, molecular function: electron transfer activity; heme binding. The coding region runs from base 31 to 954 and encodes 307 amino acids. Gene Ontology annotation, biological process: mitochondrial electron transport, ubiquinol to cytochrome c. Lineage: Eukaryota; Metazoa; Chordata; Actinopteri; Cypriniformes; Danionidae.
AAGCGUCUUACUAUCCGCAGAGUCAAGAACAUGGCGGCGCUCCGUGUGGUCGUGUUCUCCGGUACCGGGAGAACCCUCCUGAACACAUCCAAAGCCCUGCAUACUCCACGGGCCAGUAUGUCAUUCGCUAGCCUGCCGAAAGGGAAGAAGAUGGCCCUGACCACGAUUGGGGUGUUGACGACAGGAGGAGCUGGUCUGGCUCUGAUGCUUCAGCAGUCGGUCAAGGCCUCAGAUCUGGAGCUGCACCCGCCGACAUACCCCUGGAGCCAUGGCGGCUUUCUGUCCUCCCUUGACCAUGCCAGUGUUCGUCGUGGAUAUCAGGUAUAUAAACAGGUCUGCUCGGCCUGUCACAGUAUGGAGUAUUUGGCUUUCCGUAACCUGGUUGGAGUUUCACACACAGAGGACGAGGUCAAGACUUUGGCUGAAGAGAUUGAAGUUGUUGAUGGACCUGACGACAAUGGAGAGAUGUUCACUAGACCUGGAAAACUGUCCGAUUAUUUCCCCAAACCUUACGCCAACCCUGAGGCUGCCCGUGCUGCCAACAACGGCGCUCUGCCCCCUGACCUCAGCUAUAUCGUCAAUGCCAGGCAUGGAGGGGAAGAUUACGUGUUUUCUCUUCUGACGGGUUACUGUGAUCCUCCGGCUGGUGUGUCUUUGAGGGAAGGGCUCUAUUAUAACCCAUAUUUCCCUGGCCAGGCUAUUGGAAUGGCACCACCCAUCUAUAAUGAGGUGCUUGAGUAUGAUGAUGGAACCCCUGCCACUAUGAGCCAGGUUGCUAAAGAUGUCUGUACUUUCCUGAGGUGGGCAGCCGAGCCAGAACAUGACGACCGCAAACGGAUGGGUUUAAAGGUGUUGUUGGGUGGUGCUAUGCUUAUUCCAUUGAUCUACUACAUAAAGAGGCAUAAGUGGUCUGUGUUGAAGAGCAGAAAGAUCGCCUACAGGCCUCCGAAAUAAAGCCAAACUGUUGCCUUCACUGGGCCUUGACACCACAUAAUAAAACCUGAUUCACGAUUGUCCGAUCUUUUUCAGAAUGCACAGUGCUUCAAGAUAAGGUUUGCUAUCAUCAAUAACUGCUGGACAUCCAUUCAGAUGCUCCUAAAUGACUUGGGGAGUGGGACUGAAACAACCCUAGUGAUGUUUUACUGUACAAUAAUUAUCAAUGAAUUAUUUGUGGUCGUUUGGCGAGGCGAUGUGAUCGGAGGAAAAAAAUUCUAAAUACAUUUGCAACCUUCUUGUGCUUUGUGAGAUCUGUCCUUGCAGUAGGUUCUCUACACUUUGUUGUGUAAAUAUUUAAUAAAAGCGGUAUACCCUCAUGACCUCUUAUUACAAA